Colias croceus (clouded yellow) is the source of this 644-nucleotide messenger RNA. RefSeq lists its product as uncharacterized. The transcript has 2 exons. NCBI's taxonomy places the organism in Eukaryota, Metazoa, Arthropoda, Insecta, Lepidoptera, Pieridae. The record is from RefSeq and is a predicted model, not a curated record. Gene Ontology annotation, molecular function: nucleic acid binding. The coding region runs from base 143 to 553 and encodes 136 amino acids.
GGGUAUGUAAACAAGCAGAAUUGUCGCAUUUGGGGCACAGAAAACCCGCACGCAUUCAUUGAAAAGCCGGUGCACCCAAAACGAGUCACUGUUUGGUGCGGAUUUUGGUCCAGAGGCAUAAUUGGGCCAUUUUUCUUCGAAAAUGAGCAAGGUGGCGCCGUUACAGUCAAUGGUCACAGAAAUUGAAGAGGAGGAUAUAGGCAACAUUUGGUUUCAACAGGACGGCGCAACGUGCCACACAGCCGACGCUACACUUGAUGUUUUGCGCCCUGUUUUUGAAAAUCGCAUUAUCAGCCGCAGAGCUGAUGUCGUUUGGCCACCUCGGAGCUGCGAUUUGACACCGUUGGACUAUUAUUUGUGGGGUGCCGUCAAAGAUAAGUGUUACGCCGACAAGCCAGAGACAAUUGACGCUUUAAAGGACAAUAUUCGUGAAGCCAUUGGUGAAAUACAGCUGCACACAAUCGAUAAUGUACUCAAAAAUUGGACCGAUCGUGUAGGCUACUGCAUGGCCAGCCGAGGCAGCCAUUUGAAUGAAAUUAUAUUCCAUCAUUAACCGGAAGGAUUGUACUUUCAAAUAAAAAAAGAAAUUUGAAAAAAUAUUUAGUAGUUUUUUUUUAAUAGCAUUUUUAAAAAAAAAAUGUUAU